AGUCAAAUAGCAGAUUUCAGCAGAAAAAGGGUUACUCACAAGCCUCAUUUGCAAGAAGAGAAACUGUGGAAAAAGUAUGAGUUAGCUGCAAAAGGUACUACAGAAACAUAAAAAUAUUAUUCAAGCUAUCUACUAAAGGAUGAUAUAAUGUGGUUGCUUGUUUUCAUAGAUGGAAAUGACGCGGCAACAAAUACACCAAUCUUGUUUACUACAAAUUGGGAUGCUGAUGAUUCUGGAACUAUGAGUGAUGAAGCUGAUACCAGCAAUGAUGGUGACAUGGGAAAUGAUAUGCAUGAUUUUCAUGAUGGUGCAAAUGGUGCAGAUGAAUUAAUGGGUAAUGAAAAUCUGGAAAGUGAAGAAUCCCAGGAUAGCCAUGGCUUUGCAGGUACCUCAAAGACCAGUAAGCACAACAAUGCAACUGAAUUAGUUGAUGAAAAUCUGGAAAAUGAAGAAGUGCGGGGUAACCAUGACCUUACAGCUACGUCCAAGACUAGACCUCAAACAGGUGAAAAGCGCAGGGUCCGUGGGAAAAAUAAAUGCAAGGAAGUAGCUGAUCUCAUGGAGUCCCAAAAAAUUAAAGUCCGGUUUUACAAUAACCGUGCACUUUCCAAAAGUUUUGCACGACACUUGGGUAGAAUUGUCCGUAAUCCUAGAAUUACCCCGAUGAGGGUAAAGGAAUGGUCCAAUAUUACUGAUGCAGCUCGGAAACAUAUAUUUGAUGCAAUUAAGGACAAGUUCGAAAAUAUUGACGACAACAUUGCAAUAGAUGUGUACAAAGAUGAGAUAUUAGACCAUGUCAAGAAACUUUGGAUCAACUGGCGUGGAGACUUGCACCGGCAUUUUGUGAAACCCAACAAGACUAUGCAAGAGGCUAUGAAAAAGGUACCUAAAGAUAUUCCAAAGGAUGACUGGGAAUGGCUUGUCAAGGAGCAUUUUUCAGCAGGGAGUUUCUGUCAAUUGCCUAUGUUGGAACAGGGAGGAAAGGAAAACAAGCCACCGAGUAUGGAUAAACUAUUUUCAGAGACACACAAGAAGGGUACAGACUUCCCUGAUUCUACAACCUCCGCCAAACAUGCACAAAUUAAGACCAUAGUUCAGUUGAAUCCUGGUCUUUCAAAUGAUGAAGUCAUGCAGAAAUGUGACACAUCUAAGCGGCAUGAUUGCGUAGUUGGAUUUCGUGGUGGAAUUAGAGCAAGAGAUUUGCGAGGACCAGCAUUAAGUAAGGCUGAAUUAGUUUCUCAACUUCAAGCUUCUGAGCAAGCGAAACAAGUACUCGAAGAAAAGGUCAACGGGAUGGCGCAAGAAGUAUCAGAAAUUAAGCGUCUUCUAUCUGGUAGAUCUCUGACUGAUAGUUCUCAUGAACGCCAACAUGAUCAAGACUGA
This is a messenger RNA of Triticum aestivum (bread wheat), 1383 nucleotides long. RefSeq lists its product as uncharacterized. Lineage: Eukaryota; Viridiplantae; Streptophyta; Magnoliopsida; Poales; Poaceae. The transcript has 8 exons. Bases 148 to 1383 code for a protein of 411 amino acids. The record is from RefSeq and is a predicted model, not a curated record.